AUGUACGACGAUGCCGUACAAUGCAAUACCUCCGAUGGUCUCGACCUUGUAAACUUGAUGCUUCUCCACCAGCUGGUCAAAAGUGGUGAAGAGGUCGUUGAGGAACGCCAUGACUCGGUGGGGCGGAACCUGACCACACAUGCUGUUCAAACACACCCCACCGGCAACCCACCUGCGAACAGCACCGUCACCUCCUCAUGCGCUCACCUCGCCAUGUACUGCUGUGCGCCGCUCAAGGCUCCGAAACCACCACACGAGGGCGUGAGGGCUUACUAUUGUACAUGUCGUACAUGCCUCAAACUGACGUACGGAACAGGGGCUGUGCGUAGCGGUUUUUCCGCACCACUCGACGCAGAGAAUCCUCGGAGGCCGCCGCCGCCGCCAACGCCGCCGCCGCCGCCGCAUGAAGCUCGCACGCUCGUCACGCUGGCGCUUAGGACUCUCCGCGCCGCCGUCGCUGCUGGCGCCGCUGCCGCUGCCGUACUAGCUACCAGGGGCGGCGCCGCAGCUGUCAAGGCCGCAAGGCUCUGCGAUGUUAUCACCGCUCGCAUGAAGUUGAUGACUGAAGCAGCCGAAGCUUGUACGAUCGUCGCAACUGUCGUACACUCCAUGGGCUGUGCAGGUGCUGUGGUUAUACGACGCCAGGCUACAAGACGUGUGCUUAUGAAUCCUCUCACUGCCUCCAUCCUCGCCCGUAAGAACAAAGUCCCCGAUUUGUUUAAAAGCCUCAGUCCUUACCCCGAGAAGUUUGGUGUCGUGUAG
Molecule: messenger RNA, 762 nt
Organism: Volvox carteri f. nagariensis
Lineage: Eukaryota; Viridiplantae; Chlorophyta; Chlorophyceae; Chlamydomonadales; Volvocaceae
Exons: 4
Coding region: 1-762 (253 amino acids)
Source: RefSeq, a predicted model, not a curated record